Diatraea saccharalis (sugarcane borer) is the source of this 1680-nucleotide messenger RNA. The record is from the annotation of a GenBank genome assembly. Lineage: Eukaryota; Metazoa; Arthropoda; Insecta; Lepidoptera; Crambidae.
AUGGACAAUAAUAAAAAACACAAUACGCAAAAAAAUCGGUUCCUGAAGCUAUCUUUGAAGAAAAAUAAAAUUAAAAUGGACGAUGACACAAAAUUGAACAGGAGUUCAGAUGUGAUAGUGCUUGAAGAAUCAUUUGAAAGGCUAAAGUCCGACUUCCCUAGAAGUAUACAAUCAACACCAAAGAUAUAUUCUCCGAUAGUAAUAAAUGAUUCCUGUGAUUCGUAUGAUUCACUUCCUGAAGUCCAAUUAAUAGAGCAUGAGCCUAGCAAAAGAGGAAAUGUUUCAAUAAACAAAUCCAUUGAAGAAAAAUCACCGAUGAAUAUAAAGGAAUCAAAACCGAGUAUAGGGGGUUGGUCCCCUGCCCAAAGUAUCACAUGUGCGACACCCCGAUACAAAAACUUACCAUCUAUACCAAAAGAAGUAGCCAAUGAAUCUCUAGAAGAAUGCUCUAUAAAGAAGAUACAACAUUCCCAGAAAAAACUACUCAACGAUCUGUAUGGUGAACAGUGGAAAUCUAUUCCGAAACUUUUUAAAACAUUAUCCAAACAUUAUGACAAUUUUAACGGUAUCUCUAAGAAACUACAUUUUGAUGAAGACGAAAGCGACAAAGAAAAUAUUAGACAUGAUUUGAAACGUAACAAAGAACUUUACUUAACAAGUUCUGAUGUUAAGAAGAAUUUAAGCAAUCUCUGUGAUACAGAAAGAAAAUCUAAGAAGAAAUUGUAUACUGAAAAAGUACCUAGUACACCUGAUAUACCAAGGUCAAAAACAGUACCAAAGAGAAAUAUUAACAGUACAACUAAGAAAAUCAAAGCAGCAUCUGUAACAGAACUUGUAGAUAUAAUGAAUAAAGAAGUUAAUGGCUUAACAAAAAAAGUUGAACAUAUGUCGGUUAUAUCUAAAGAUGAAUUAUUAAAGAGGUUAACAUUUGUAGGUUCUUUAGCUGAUGAGGUACCCACUUGGCGGUGUCAUCCUGAAGCGUUUCAGUACCGUGACAAUUAUAAGACGAUGCGUGAGCAACUCACGCGCAGAUUGUACAUAGAAUUUAAUAAAGAAGUAUUUGACAAUGCACUGGAAGAAGACAUGCCUGUUAUAUGGGACACUAAAUUGAGAAGUACCGCUGGUACAACGACAAAUAGAUUAUUGAAAAAUUCUAAAGGUGAUCGCAGGAGGACGUCCAGCAUUAAACUGUCUACAAAGGUGGUAGACGGCCCUCAGAGACUUCGUGACACGUUGAUACACGAGUUGUGUCAUUCCGCUACUUGGAUUAUUGACGGAGAGCUCAGAGCGGGACAUGGACCUUUAUGGAAGAAAUGGGCUACGUGCGCGUUACGAAAAUAUCCAGAGUUGGGCGAAAUAUCAAGAUGCCACAACAUGCAGAUACAUUUCAAGUACUGUUACAAGUGCACAAAGUGUGGAUACAGCAUUCAACGCCAUUCCAAAUCGAUUGACAUCACAAAGAAAUGCUGCGGUUAUUGCCGUGGUACCUUCGAACUUACACUCAAUAAGAAAACUAAAGAUGGUGCCGUUGUUUCGACACCCGCGCGCAAAGGAGAGACCAACGAAUUUGCAUUAUACGUGAAAGAGAAUUAUGGUACAUUAAAGAAUGGUAGAAAGCACGCUGAAGUCAUGAAGAUGCUCGGCGAACAGUUCUCCGCUAAGAAGAGGCUAGGUAUUUGA